Molecule: messenger RNA, 3621 nt
Organism: Paralichthys olivaceus (Japanese flounder)
Lineage: Eukaryota; Metazoa; Chordata; Actinopteri; Pleuronectiformes; Paralichthyidae
Gene: dyrk4
Product: dual-specificity tyrosine-(Y)-phosphorylation regulated kinase 4
Biological process (GO): peptidyl-threonine phosphorylation; peptidyl-serine phosphorylation
Cellular component (GO): cytoskeleton; cytoplasm; nucleus
Molecular function (GO): protein serine/threonine kinase activity; ATP binding; protein serine/threonine/tyrosine kinase activity
Source: RefSeq, a predicted model, not a curated record
GGCAGGAACCUGAACAGGUGGCUCCUGUGAUGUCUUAAGGCGCGGGGACCCUCAACAGCUUGUCUCCCUCGCUAAUCUGUCCUCUGACGACAGCGCUUUUCUACGCCAUAUGUGCGUAAAACCCGCAGCGCAGCAGCUUCGGGAUCAGUGGAUCUGAUCAGUCAUCGGGAUUUUACUCAUCACUCGGUGAAGCUGGACUUCAGGAGAGCUCGUCCUGGUUUUGAGGCUGGACUGACAGAGUUGGAUAAAAUGAGUCUCCAUUGGAUUUUAUAAGAAUCUCUCCUCUGGGCUCGGAUCAUUGAUAACAGCAUGUUGCCAGAAAUUAACAACAAGACGUCACGACCGGAGGCUUUCCCUCACCCCCACAGACUCCCAGCAGAGGGAAACCGGCUCGGAACAAACCGCCCCUGCUCACAGAAGUUCGGCCCUGGUGUAGGGACGUUGCCCCAGCUUGAGCCACCGGUGGUCCAGGUGGUGGUCAGCAAUGCCAAAAACCAGCACCAGCAGUCGGACAACAUCUUGCCACAAAUCGCCAACAAAGGGGGUCAAAACAACUUUCAGACGCACACAGACGAGAGGCCGAAGCCCGCCCAGCAGUUCAGCAUGCGGUUCGGUGGAGUCAUGGAUAAAGUGUCCGUCUCUCGCAACAGCAAGAUUUUCAGCAACAAGCUGGAGAAAGAGAAGGAAUAUGAGGGACAGAGAUUACCCAUGUCGCCCAUAGAGGCACUGAAGAACUUCCAGGAGCGGCUGACGGGGUUUGAGCAGGAGGAAAUCAUAGACUACAGCGAGAUCUGGUUCCUGGGUCUGGGCUCUCAGAAGAUCGAGGGUUCCCAAGGAGCGCUGCAAAACUCUGGAUAUGAUGACGAGCAUGGAAGCUACAUCAGGGUGCUGCACGACCACAUCGCCUAUAGGUUUGAGGUGCUUGAAGUGAUUGGGAAAGGCUCCUUCGGGCAGGUCCUGAAAUGUCUGGACCACAAAACCAAUGAACUCGUUGCCAUCAAGAUGAUUCGCAAUAAGAAAAGGUUUCACCACCAAGCCCUGGUCGAGCUGAAGAUCCUGGAUGUGAUCAAGCGGAAAGACAAGGACAACCUCCACAACGUCAUCCACAUGAAAGAGUACUUUUACUUCCGAAACCACCUCUGCAUCUCCUUUGAGCUCCUCGGGGUGAACUUGUAUGAGCUCAUCAAAAAAAACAACUUCCAGGGCUUCAGUCUCGCCCUCAUCCGCCGCUUUGCCCACGCUCUGCUCAGGUGCCUGCAGAUGCUGCACCGGGAGAAGAUUAUCCACUGUGACCUCAAACCGGAGAACAUUCUUCUUUCUCAGAGAGGACCAGGCAACAUCAAGGUGGUGGACUUUGGCUCAAGCUGUUAUGAACAACAGAGAGUGUACACCUACAUCCAGAGCCGCUUCUACCGCUCCCCAGAGGUGAUCCUGGGUCACCCGUACAGCAUGGCCAUCGACAUGUGGAGUCUGGGCUGCAUCCUCGCUGAGCUCUACACAGGCUAUCCUCUCUUUCCUGGAGAGAGCGAGGUGGAGCAGAUAGCCUGCAUAAUGGAGGUACUCGGGAUGCCUCCAAAUGAUUUUGUUCAGUCGGCGUCCAGGAGGAGGUUGUUCUUCGAUUCCAAAGGAAACCCGAGGAACAUCACUAACAGCAAGGGGAAGAAGCGGAGGCCGAACUCCAAGGAGCUGUCAGCUGCUUUGAAAACCAAUGAUGCUUUAUUCCUAGACUUCAUCAAACGCUGCCUCACUUGGGAUCCGACCAAGCGAAUGAGUCCUGACGAGGGUUUGCAGCACGAGUGGAUCCUGGAGGGGAACUUCAACAGAGUGCGGCCAAGAACCAGGCCUGUGGUGAAGAAGACCUCAGACAGUUCGACCAGCACAGGCAGACAAACUAACUGCAAGCCUGCGGAGAAGGUCAGCUCAGAGAGCAGCACUUACGACAAGCUGAAGAGAGACGACUCAGAAACAGGAGCAAACACGGCACCUGCCGAGCGUCUGCGGCCCAUCGGGGCCUCGGCGGGGGAGGAGGUGUGCGAAGGCGAUGGGAAGCUCUCCACGGACACCAAGCAGCAAGGAGGUGGUGAAAGGCCUGUUCACAUCAUCAUCAAACCACAGGAGGAAGUGGGCACAGAGAGAAAGGACAGCCAGGAACCGUCUCAGUGUUUGCCACCUAUCAUGUAACAGUCUGAGGGAAAUGUGCUGCGUUCAUGACAAGUGGGAACUGGGGACAUUCACACUUGUCCCACUUCUCACCUGAGUGACUGAGAUGUGGUAGUAAAUGGACAGCUGAGAGAAAGUUGCAGUUGUCUGACCCUGCACACACAAAGAAUUUUAAAGAUCCUCCACGUCGUCGUUUGCUAUGAAAAUAUGUCGCUGCUGCAUCUUCAUGAUGUCGAAAAGCCACAUGUGAGAGUUGUGUGACAGUGAAGACAUCAGUGUCCUUGCUGAGUUGAGAUCGAUUUGCUAAAUAUCUUCAUCGUUGUCUCUGCUUUAACUGUCUCCUUAUUAUUUAUUGAAUUCAAUCUUUGCUGUGCAUUGACAUCUCUUUUUGUAGAGAGCUCACACCUCCACCAACAGUCAAUUCAAUUGAGCUGCACCAAAUUUCACACACCAAUCGAUUUCAGUCUCUUUAUUUUGGCGUAUUUUCUUCAUCCAGAGCCCUGAAUUAUUCCUUGGGAAAUGGGUGAAAAUGUCAAAAAACAUCCAAUGCAAAGCAACAGAAAUAUUCCUGGAUCACAUCCUUCCACCAAGUUUUAUUAAAGUCCACCCAGUAGUUUUUGCGUUACCUUGCUGACAAACAAACAAACAAAAAGUGCAAAUCUGUUUUAGAUUUUUUUUUCUCUUUGCAUUUAAACAUUUUAGCUUCACUUCAAAAACAACACUUUCAUGAGGGUAAAAGAUUUGAAGAAUUGUGUGCAAUAAAGGCUGAGCCAAAAAAAUGAAUUCUUUUUUUUUUAUCAUGUUGACAAAGAAAUAAUUUUCAUGUACUUUGUAAUUGUAGAUUGCAGUUGAUUACCCAGUGAUUAUUAAUUGUUUUAUUUAUUUAUUAUCAAAUUUGUUCGAUCCUAUGUUUGAUAUUUGUGCAACAAUUUAAUUGAAAGUCAUAAAGUAUGUAUUUGUAAUAGAUUCUGUUGUACAUAUUUCUGUUCUUUCUUAUGUAUGCAUAAUACAGGACUUAUUUAAGAAAAUAUUUAAGAUAUUUGUCGAGGGUUUAGACAAGGUUUUACUUGUUGUGUUGUUACUGUAUGGAAACAUUUUGACCGUGUUACUCAUGAUAUUUUUUAUAUUAGAAACAAAAAGACAAUCCUAUCGAUAGUUUGUGCCUUGCAGUAUUAGUAAUCUUGCACUUUAUAUUGUGUGUGAGAACACCUGGAUUAGAAACAGCUGGAUUCUUACCUGUCAUACAUGUAGACAGAGUUCACACAGCGUUUGUCAGGAUCCCUUUUAUUUGAAGAAAAUCUCUGCUCAUGUUACAGGACAUUAACCUUCUUUAUACAACUGUUUCAUGUCUUUAUUCGCCAACAGAUAUCAAAGUUAAAUUGAAGAUAGACCCGUGCCCUCAUUAUUGAUUAGCUAAGCAACCAGAGAUCCAGAGAGGAAGGACUGGAGCUGGAAAGAAGU